AUGUUCGCGAAAAUUUGGAGAAUUUCGAGGAUGUCGACUCCUUCAAGGAAGAGGCUGAUGAGGGACUUCAAGCGGCUGAUGCAGGACCCUCCUGCGGGCAUAAGCGGGGCGCCGCAGGACAACAACAUAAUGCUGUGGAAUGCUGUGAUUUUUGGCCCUGACGAUAGCCCGUGGGACGGAGGUACGUUUAAGCUGACUCUCCAGUUCAAUGAAGAAUAUCCUAAUAAGCCACCAACAGUUCGGUUUAUUUCUCGGAUGUUUCACCCUAACAUUUAUGCUGAUGGAAGCAUAUGCUUAGAUAUUCUACAGAAUCAGUGGAGCCCAAUAUAUGAUGUAGCUGCUAUACUUACAUCUAUCCAGUCGCUGCUGUGUGAUCCUAACCCGAAUUCGCCUGCUAACUCAGAAGCUGCCCGCAUGUUCAGUGAGAACAAGCGAGAGUACAACCGCAAAGUGCGGGAGAUUGUUGAGCAGAGCUGGACGGCAGACUAA
This is a messenger RNA of Triticum turgidum subsp. durum (durum wheat), 489 nucleotides long. Lineage: Eukaryota; Viridiplantae; Streptophyta; Magnoliopsida; Poales; Poaceae. The record is from the annotation of a GenBank genome assembly.